AGUCUAAAAUGCCGUUUUCGUCUCCGAUUUCACCGUCACUGGAAAGUUAUUCAGGACCUCCCUUUGCAGGAAGAACGGUACAAAAGAACCCUUUUGAUCAAACCCUAGAAUCCGAGUUUUCUCGUCUUAAUUUGUCAAUUCACCAAAAUGAAGACACAGGCCAUCCGGGUAAUUUUGGUGGUGAAUUAUUGGUCGGAUCCGGGUACCGGUUUGGCGGCGGGUUUGCAAGAACAGGGCAAGAGAGAAGUGGUGUUAUUGGUGAGGGUACGGAGGUGGGUUUUGAUGGGUUGAUGAAGGUGGGGCCAGAUACUGAAAGCUGGGAGACUUUCGUGUAUAGUUCGAAUCAGUCACAUUUGUUUGAUUCUAGAAGACACGAACCUUCACAUGAAUACUCAAUAUUACCCUCGUCGAAUCAAAAUGGCCUCUUGUCUGCUUCUGCCGCUCCUGGUGCCGGUUGCUCAAUGACUGGUUAUUCAAACAACAGGAAUAUAAUGAGAUCUAGAUUUAAUAGUCAUAACACUUUUCAUAAUAAUCUGACUAAUAAUAGUUUUAGGAUGCCUCGUUGGUCACAAGAUCCUUUGAAUUGUUUGAGUCUAGGUGAUUUGAGAGGUAGGUUUGUGGCAUUAGCAAAAGAUCAGUAUGGUUGUAGGUUUUUACAACAGGCCAUUCAAGAAGCUUCAAAAGUGGAAAUUGAAAUGAUUUUCAUGGAGGUCAUCGGUCAUGUUUGUAAGUUGAUGUUGGACCCUUUUGCCAACUAUGUCGUUCAAAAAGUUCUGGACGUUUGUAGCGAGGAACAAAAGGAUCACAUUCUUUUGAUGGUUGUUAAUGAUGGGUUUCGAUUUGUUAACAUGUGUCUCAAUCUUCAUGGGGUUCGUGCUAUACAGAAAUUGUUGGAGAAGCUUACUACUCCACAACAAAUCUCGAGAGUAAUGUCUGCUAUAAUCCCUAGAGCUGUUGCAUUGACCAAGGAUAUGAAUGGUCAUCGUGUGAUUCAGUGUUGCUUGACAAAUUUCCCUGACGAAGUUAAGCAGUAUCUUCUGAACGAGGUGGCAAAUAACUGUUAUCAAAUUGCAAUAGACAAAAGUGGAUGUUGUGCACUGCAGCAUUGUGUUGACCACUCUAAGGGAAAGGCAAGAGAGCGUCUCGUCAAAAAGAUCAUAGCAAAUGCUCUAAACCUAGCCGAAGAUCAGUAUGGUAACUACGUGGUGCAACAUGUGCUGGGACUUAAAGAUCAAUACAUAACAGAAAGUCUUCUUCAUCAGCUUCAAGGAAAUUUUGCAUCUCUUUCCUGCAAUAGGUAUGGAAGCCACGUCGUCGAGAAAUGCUUGGUGGAAUGGGGAGAAGAGGAGUCUAUGAGAAUCAUAAAGGAGCUGCUUAGAAGUCCUAUCGUGUCUAGGCUCCUCGUCGAUCCAUUUGGGAACUAUGUUAUCCAAUCAGCUUUGGCAGUGUCUGAGCGAGCAGGGCCAUGUUUACAAUGAUUUGCUGAAUCUGGUCUGGAAAAACUAUCCGAUGAUGCGCAGCCAUGUUUAUGGAAAAUGGGUGCUUGUCUGGCUCAGCAGGCUCAGCAAGAGGAAGAUGCUAAGCAUGUAACCAUAUAGAAUUACACAAGUAUAGACGUUACGAGAUUGUCCAAAUAAGAGAAUUUCACUAGGAAUAUAUCAAUACAAGAGUAGAAAUAGAAUUUUGUGUACCGAGUUUACAACUCGUCUGAUCCGUCCUGGUGUGGGAUUAUUGUGGGUGUUUGUACUUGUCUAGUCUUGUUAGUUGUCUAAUUAACUCUUGAGGAAUGCUACAGUUAGAUGUGAUCUUUAUAGCCAUGGCCAUGGACAUUACGUAGUUGGAUUAAAAGGCUAAUAU
This is a messenger RNA of Hibiscus syriacus, 1857 nucleotides long. RefSeq names its product pumilio homolog 15-like. Gene Ontology annotation, cellular component: cytoplasm. The record is from RefSeq and is a predicted model, not a curated record. The coding region runs from base 9 to 1478 and encodes 489 amino acids. Lineage: Eukaryota; Viridiplantae; Streptophyta; Magnoliopsida; Malvales; Malvaceae. The transcript has 5 exons. Gene Ontology annotation, biological process: post-transcriptional regulation of gene expression. Gene Ontology annotation, molecular function: mRNA binding.